This is a messenger RNA of Archocentrus centrarchus (flier cichlid), 1809 nucleotides long. RefSeq names its product putative ferric-chelate reductase 1. NCBI's taxonomy places the organism in Eukaryota, Metazoa, Chordata, Actinopteri, Cichliformes, Cichlidae. Gene Ontology annotation, cellular component: membrane. Bases 1 to 1809 code for a protein of 602 amino acids. The record is from RefSeq and is a predicted model, not a curated record. The transcript has 15 exons.
AUGAGUCGCCUGGAAAGUGAUGGUUUCUCUGCAGCAGACCUUGUUGUAUUGCUGCUGGUGUGUACCGGUCCGCUGGUCCGGGGCUACCCCUCGGGGCUGGUUACGGACAGCUGUGGAGACAUGCGACCCAGUCACUCCGGGGCUAGCCCGCAGACAGCACCGUCACCCUUCACUGUCACUACAGGGCAAAGGAGCUACAACCUGGGAGAGGAUGUCAAAGUUGAGCUCCUGGGCCCGGCCUCCACGCUAUUCACUGGUUUCCUGUUAGAGGCUAGAGAAGUGGGAAGCCAGACUCCUGUGGGUUCCUUUGCCAUACCAGCAGGGGCUGCUCAACUCCUCAGCUGCAGCCAAAAACCUAACUCAGCUGUAUCCCACACGUCACGCUUUAGGAGCAACUACAUUCAGGUGACGUGGAGAUCAGAACCAUCAGGAGACAUGAAAGCCGUUCAGUUCCAUGCAUCCUUUGUGCGGAAUUACCAGACCUUUUGGGUUGACGUCACAAGCCCUGUCCUGACCUUCACCAAUGGCAGUGCUGUUGGAUCUACAGGUGCCUCCAGUACACCCAGUUCCACUAGUACACCAACAACAACAACACACAAUACUGGCAAUGGCAAUAUACAACCGUCACCACUUGCUAACUCAGCUGGAUCCAUCUCUAGUGCUGACUGUGGAGUCACCAAAGUGUGCUUCAGUCGGCCUUCAAACUGUGACCCUGCAGUCAGUGCUGCCUGUUAUUUCAUGUCAGCCACGUUGUUACCCGGUGGUGCAGCUGUCCGCUAUGAGAUGACCGGUCCCUUUGAAGGAUACGUCUCUUUUGGAUUCUCUGACGAUCGGAUCAUGGGAAAUGAUGAUAUUUAUAUUUGUGGCACAGACAGUAAUGGACUGGUGGGAGUGCAGCACGCGUUUUCAACAGGACAAAAAGCUCCACUGAUCCUCCCUCUGGGGAACGUUUAUAAUAUUACUGCGUCAAAGCGGGACAAUGUCAUCAGCUGUUCCUUCACUUCCACAAACACAGUUUCUACUCAGAGGACUUCUGGUUUCAAUCAAACCUACUUCCUGUUGUUUGCCCACGGACGCAGCAGCUCUGGACAAAUCCAAAUCCAUUCGGACGCCUUCAGCAGCACUGACAAGAUCGACAUUUCUAAACCUCUGGUUGUGGGAAAAGGUGCAUGUCCUCCAAUCAUAAAAGCUCACGGAUCACUGAUGCUGAUAGCCUGGAUGACCACAGGAUCACUGGGAAUGAUGGUAGCCCGAUAUCUGAAAAAAAUGGUCAAGGGAGGGAAACUGUGCGACAAAGAUGUCUGGUUUGUGGUCCACGUUGGAGCAAUGAGUGUGACGGUAGUGGCCACAAGCAUUGCUUUCAUCCUCGUUUUCUCGUAUGCUCAGGACUGGGCCGGGGGAGCACAUUCAGUGUUGGGCUGCCUGGUUAUGAUCCUCUCAUUCAUCCAGCCUAUAGGGGCUAUGCUGCGCUGUGGACCACAACAUCAGCUGAGGAAUCUGUUCAACUGGUCACAUUUUUUAAAUGCAGUGGUAAUAAAAGCUAUUGCUGUGGCAGCCAUAUUUACAGGCCUGGACUUGAUUGACAGCACUAAUGAAUGGCUAAUGAAAGUGAUGGGUGGCUUCCUUGGCUGGGAAGCUCUGUUUUACAUCGUGUUGGAGGUCCAUGACUGGAGAUUUAAGCAUACAGAUAGUGCUCCUGCACAGCUGGAAUCAGCAUUGGUAAAAGGUGAUGGGCUGCUGAUCGGUCUGUUCUUCUUGGGGAACCUUUGCUUUUUGGUGGCACUUUUGGUUGGAAUUGGCACGUCAUAA